This is a messenger RNA of Hydra vulgaris (swiftwater hydra), 1079 nucleotides long. RefSeq names its product ferredoxin-2, mitochondrial. Gene Ontology annotation, cellular component: mitochondrion. Lineage: Eukaryota; Metazoa; Cnidaria; Hydrozoa; Anthoathecata; Hydridae. Gene Ontology annotation, molecular function: 2 iron, 2 sulfur cluster binding. Gene Ontology annotation, biological process: P450-containing electron transport chain; positive regulation of oxidoreductase activity. The record is from RefSeq and is a predicted model, not a curated record.
AAAAAUGAAGAGUUUUUUUAUUUAAAUAAAUUUUGUUAUUUGUCUUUGUAAAUUUAAUCAGUAAAAGGUUUAACAAAUAAACAAUAUAAAAUCAUCCUUUUUUGGCAGUUUAGAGUUUUUAAAAAGUAGUAAUUGAAAAAAACUCAUUGAGAAAGAUUGUCUUCAACUCCAGAUUUUUUGUUUUUUAGAUGAAUAGUAUAAAAUCUUGUUGGAUGUUUGCAGAGUCCAUAAAUAUUUUAAAAUUUUCUGUUUAUAAACAUUGUUGGAAACAAUUAUAUAAUAAAAGCUUGUUAAAGAAUAUUUUACUAUGUCAUACCAGGACUUUUACUGAUUCAAAAAUUUUUAGCCAUAAAAGUGGGAUUAGUGCUGAUUCUGAAAAUACUACAGUUAAUGUGACAUAUAUUGAUCGUGAUAAUAAUCAUAUUGCUGUUAAAGGGAAAGUUGGUGACAAUGUUUUGUACUUAGCUCAUCAGAAUAAUAUUGAUUUAGAAGGAGCAUGUGAGGCUUCUUUAGCAUGUUCAACGUGUCAUGUGUAUGUAGAUAAUGACUUUCUUGAUAAGCUGGAUAAACCUCUGGAAGGAGAGGAAGACAUGUUAGAUAUGGCUCCAUUUUUACAAGAUAACUCUCGACUUGGCUGUCAAAUAAUUUUAAAAAAAGAGCUGGAUGGUAUAACUUUUCAGCUUCCGAAGGUGACAAGAAACUUUUAUGUUGAUGGUCAUGUGCCAAAACCACAUUAAUUUUUUUAUGUUUUAUGAUUGCAUUAUUGCAAUCAUAGCAUUAAAUUAAAAGAAAUUCUUUCAGCAAAUAUGCCUGUUUUCAUUAUAUAUAAUGCAUUACCUUAAAAUAUUUGAUGGAUGAAAAUCUGAAAUAAAUAAAGAGAAACCUUGUAGGAUUAAUAUUUGUUUUUUAUUUAUUCCAAUAAAUGAUGCAAAUCAAUUAUGGUUUUCUAAAUACCAUGUGAAAUAUUGAUUUUAUGAAGUUCUUUUUAUACUCAAUCAAAUGUUAGUGACAAUGUGUGUUCAUAUUAAAAAAAUUGUUAAUGGCUUCUUUUAGAAUAAAAAUUUGUAUUAAUAUUGAUA